GGCUUCUGGCGUGUUUGUGAGUGUCGGAGGAAAGAAGGCGAUAAAGAGAGAGAGAGAGAGAGAGAAAAGGCAAGGAGAAGCAACUCGCACUUCUUCCCCCCCUCCCCAUCUCCCUGGUCCUUGUCACUCCAUCCUUCCUUCCCUUCUCCUGGACCACCCCCGCCAGCCCCCACUCAGAGCCCGGAAACCGAGCCCGGGACCCGGCUAUGACUCUCCCGACUUCAGUCCCACCGACUACCAUCUUAUAGAAGACUGCAGCAUGGCCUGGCAAAGAACUCUAAAAUCUGAUGAAGCGAUCUAUUUGUAAGUGAGAGACCGUCGCUGUUGCUUCAUAUCCGCCUCACUCUGCUGUCCUUUAUGACCUGGGAAAACAUCACCCGCAGCAAAUCUGGUGCCUGGCUGGCAGGAGUACCAUCCUAUUCCUUCUUCCUUUGAGGAUUCCAGCAGCAUCAUUCGGUCAUACCUCCUCCUGGCAUGGAGUGUACCAAAGCCCAGUCGGAGGGUGGCCUCAAUGUCACCCUUACCAUCCGUCUCCUUAUGCAUGGAAAAGAAGUGGGGAGUAUAAUUGGAAAGAAAGGGGAGACGGUGAAAAAGAUGCGAGAAGAGAGUGGAGCACGAAUCAAUAUCUCAGAGGGCAACUGCCCAGAGAGGAUUGUCACCAUCACUGGACCAACAGACACUAUCUUCAAGGCUUUUGCUAUGAUUGCCUACAAAUUUGAGGAGGACAUCAUCAGUUCCAUGAGCAACAGCCCAGCAACCAGCAAGCCCCCUGUUACCUUAAGGCUUGUAGUGCCGGCCAGCCAAUGUGGCUCCCUCAUAGGAAAAGGAGGUUCCAAAAUAAAAGAAAUGAGAGAGUCCACAGGGGCACAAGUUCAAGUAGCAGGGGAUAUGCUCCCCAACUCAACAGAGCGUGCGGUGACAAUCUCCGGGACUCCAGAAGCCAUCAUCCAGUGUGUCAAACAGAUCUGUGUCACCAUGCUGGAGUCUCCGCCCAAAGGUGCCACAAUCCCGUAUCGCCCAAAGCCUGCUUCCACACCUGUGAUUUUUUCUGGUGGUCAGGCCUACACAAUUCAGGGACAAUAUGCCAUUCCACACCCAGAUCAGUUGACCAAGCUCCACCAGCUGGCUAUGCAGCAAACCCCCUUUACCCCUCUUGGACAGACCACCCCCGCUUUCCCUGGUUUGGAUGCCAGCCCCCCAGCCAGCACUCAUGAGCUCACCAUUCCAAAUGAUCUAAUAGGCUGCAUCAUUGGACGGCAAGGAACCAAGAUCAACGAGAUCCGACAGAUGUCCGGUGCGCAGAUCAAAAUUGCAAACGCCAUGGAAGGCUCGUCGGAGCGUCAGAUCACCAUCACGGGGUCGCCUGCUAACAUCAGCUUGGCCCAAUAUCUCAUCAACGCCAGGUUCAGGGACGUGGCUGUCAUGUGGAACGAUCCUUCAACAAUGACAACGUCCUGAAGUCGCCGACAAAACUGGCUCUGUUUUUAGACAUCAGCAAGCAUCGGUGUAUCGUGACUUGACUUACUUUUUGCAUUUGAAGGGUUGUAAUAAAAGUCUGCAGGGUUUGGACAUUUUGAGAACGUAUGUAAUCUUAUUUGAUGUUAUUUGUUUGACGGUAUCAAAGACUGGUGACACGUGGAGGGAGAUCCCAAAUCAAAUCAUCGGAGGUUCAUCUUACUACAUUGUGUAAAAUAGGGCUAUUCAACAAAAUGACACCAGACCAAGUUCAGUUCCAAACCUGGGAAACAAACAUUUUUGAACUUGGACCACUGUAAAUACAUUUCUUGACAUUUUAAACAUACAACACUGCCCAGCAGGCACAGGACAUUGAUUAUACACGUAUGUUUUUUAGACUUCUAAACAACGUUGCAAAAUAGUUGUAUUUGUAAAUUAAGACAACAUUGAUGUCGUUGUUUGGGAAAUGACCAAAAUUCAAUGGUCAAAUCACAACCUGACAUUGAAUAAACGUCAAAAAGCACGUUGUUUCAACGUUGUAUUCCUGUUGAAGACUAUUGGUUGGGAAAUUACCAAAGUUCAAUGGUCAAAUCAACGUCAGAACACACCAUUGUUUAAACGUUGUCAAAAAACAUGUUUCAGCGUUAUGUUUGAGUUGGGAAAUUACCAAAUUUCAAUGGUCAAAUCAACAUCAGAACCCAACAUUGAUUAAACGUUGUCAAAAAGCAUGUUUCAACGUUAUGUUUGAGUUGGGAAAUUACCAGAUUUCAAUGGUCAAAUCCCAACCGGACAUUGAAUAAACGUCAAAAAGCAUGUGGUUUCAACGUUGUAUUUGUUUUGGAGACUAUUGGUUGGGAAAUGACCAAAGUUCAAUGGUCAAAUCAACGUCAGAACCCAACAUUGAUUAAACGUUGUCAAAAAGCAUGUUGUUUCAACGUUAUGUUUGAGUUGGGAAAUGACCAAAUUUCAAUGGUCAAAUCACAACCUGACAUUGAAUCAACGUUGUCAAAAAGCAUGUUGUUUCAACGUUGUACUUGUUUUGGAGAAUAUUGGUUGGGAAAUGACCAAAUUUCAAUGGUCAAAUCAACGUCAGAACCCAACAUUGAUUAAACAUCGUAAAAAGCAUGUUGUUUCAACGUUAGGUUUGAGUUGCUCAACGUCAGGACCUAAUUCAACAAGUUCUCAACGUUGUUUUACUGUCUUGUGCCUGCUGGGUGAGGUCCAAAUGUGUUAUUUACAUACCUGAGGCGUUCCUCAAGGCAGCCCUUUAAGUCCUCUCCUUGUUGGUAGUUACACAUUUUUUUUCUGUAAUGUGAUUUAUGGGACUCAGCUACUUGCUGUAGCUUGUUGACUUCAGAUCCAGUUUGUAGUCAUGUGGUCUUCUUUAGUUCUUCUUUAUUUAUACUGGUGGUGUUCCUCAAGGUUCCAUUUUAGGUCCUCUCUUUUUUAUUGUUUAUUCAACUGUUGGCCUGCAGAUUCAGUUAGAGAAACUCACAUUUUUGCAGAAGAUAUUUAAAAACACUACAGCGCUCAUAGAGAUGAUCUUUAAACCAGCUUUGUUUGCAGAAGGUCUUAGAAAACUGCAGAGCACUCCUCUUACUCAAAAUAAAUAGACCAAAAUCCAAUGUCUACUGUAGAGGACGCUGGUUCUACGGGAUAUACAUAAUAGGACUUAUAGUGAAGGGAGAAGUCCUGUCACCCGGUUCUUAGCUUUCUGGAAAUGUGGCUCCCAAAACAACUUAGUUGAAUAAGCCUGGUGUAAAAUACCGGCCUUGUUCAUAUGAAGGAAUGUCUGUCUUAAAGAUUUUCAUAUAUCUUCAACUCAUGUAGGAAUUUACUCGAAAGUCAUGUAUAUCAUUUAAAAAGUUGUUUAAGUUUAAAGGUUUUUUUUUUUUGUUUGGUUGUUUUUUAAACAAAAGUAAACCAAAUCAGCUAUAAAGAGCUGGGUGUUACAACAACUCUGGGUAUCUAUCCAACUCUAAGUAGAUACACAAUCUGUAUCGCUGAUAUCAAUCAUUUUGCCUUUUGUGAAUUUUGCCUUUACUUCGUUGAUCAUGUUUAUAAUCCGAAAAAAACCCAGGUCAAAGAUUUUAGGCAAAUAACAAAAAGAACAUGUGUUACAUGUUAGUUUUUUAGCAAAAUAGUACAAAAAAAAAAUAAAAAUACAAAGACUACUAUUGCGUCUUGAAGUUUGUGUAUUACAAUAUAACAAUGUAUACUUGCGGUCAAGUUCCAGUCCAACAAUUGUGAUGUAAGUUGAGUUUUAGUGUAAGUUUGAAUUUAGAGCUAAAGUACCACCUACAGUAAGUCACUCACACAGUACACAGGACAAAUAAAUGACAUAAAGUAUUCAAUAAUAAGAUUAAGAAAUAAAACAGGCUUAUUGGCACGGUGUAGUCGCGAUAAUGAGACCACGACACUGCUAAGUUAUUACAGUCGAUUUCAUAGAAGAACCUUUGACAAGAUCAAAGGUUCUAUCGUAAUGAUGUUUGAGCAGCUUGGACCCAGGAUGCAAACGAUGUUGAUUUCACUUCUACUUCGACAUCUUGUCUCGCAAAUGUCACUUUACUUUUCACUUUUCUAUUCUUUCAUGUCUUUUGUGGACACAUGAGGACCGGUGAACACAUUGACCUUGUCUGCCCUUUUCCUAUAAAGAGGGUAAAACAUUCUUCAUUGAUGGUCAUUCUUACAGAGGCUCAUUCGUGCUGACCAAUAGAGGCUUUUGCAAGAGUGAGACCAAUGCUGUGACAUUUACCUGUGACCGGUUUUAUAUAAAUCUUCCAGUCGACCUGAUCCUUGACUGUUGAAAAUAAGAAUAUAUAGCGUGACAAUAAAGUUGGGAACACAGUCGUCAAGCAAAGCCUUAGUAACACUCUUUGCUGGUGUAUGAGAUCCUGCAGUGCACAUGUACAGGUCAUAUAUGAGCUUUACCAACAUGAUCGAGUCAGACUAAAACAUAAGUGAGCUAUAGGCAUCAACUUGACUCUGAAUACAACCUAAGAACACCACCCCUACCGUCAAACAUGGAGGCGGAAGCCCUCUGCCUGGGGCUUUGCUCAGCUUACGAGAUCAUGGACUGUAGAAUCCCCUGACCUACAACACUGAAAAUAGGAUCAUGAAUGGGGUUUCCAGCAUUAUGAAAACAUUGAUCCAAAGCAACAAAAAGGAGCUCUUGAAUAUCCUGUAGUCAAGAAACAUCUGACUUCUUGCUCACCAACCAGGCUUUUGCCACCAAAUCACAUCAUUCUUGAGGAUCUAAUACUUAUUUCACUCAAAGAAAUACAAAUGACUUAAUAAGAUUAUUGAAUUCCAGCACUAAAAGCAGCGACUACAGCAUGACUUUCUUGUCCAGUGCUGGAGUUAUUUUUUACAGUUGUGUUGUUUAUCUCUUCCUGCCCUCCCCAAUCUCCUUGUACUGUUCUAGGCUUACAUCCGAAGUCACUGGAAUGGCCACAGUCUAAUUUCUAUCCGUCCUCCCUCUGUGUAUCACAUGACCCAAAUGUUUUUGCACUCUUAUUUGUUUCUUACUCUGUAUCAGACUCUUCAUAUUAAAGUGAUGUCAACUGUU
This is a messenger RNA of Nerophis lumbriciformis (worm pipefish), 5023 nucleotides long. Its product is annotated as poly(rC)-binding protein 3. NCBI's taxonomy places the organism in Eukaryota, Metazoa, Chordata, Actinopteri, Syngnathiformes, Syngnathidae. The record is from RefSeq and is a predicted model, not a curated record. Gene Ontology annotation, molecular function: RNA binding.